Messenger RNA from Lottia gigantea (owl limpet), 654 nucleotides. RefSeq lists its product as hypothetical. The coding region runs from base 1 to 654 and encodes 217 amino acids. NCBI's taxonomy places the organism in Eukaryota, Metazoa, Mollusca, Gastropoda, Lottiidae. The record is from RefSeq and is a predicted model, not a curated record. The transcript has 3 exons.
AUGCCUAAUAAAAAGAACAAAGUAACUAAUCGUGAGGCAAGCAGUUUGAGUCAGUGUGCCUCUCUCUGUUUGAAUCAAAUACCUAUUUGCUUGACGAUUGGAUACCAUAGAGCAAGACAAUCUUGUGAUUUAUACAAAGAUCUGUUAUCAGCAUCAAAUUUUUACAACUCUUUACCAUAUUUGGACAUGAAAUACUACGCUACAGCCAACCCCUGUCCUGGCGGGUUUUCAUAUUUAGCCAAGCAUAAAAGCUGUCUGGAGAUAGUUAAUUAUGGUUUGUUAAAAAUUGACAGUUAUACUACGGCUAAAUCAAAAUGUUUCGAGCGUGGUGCUCAUCUAUUUUAUUUUGACGAUGAAGAAUUGAAGCUGGAUUUCUUUAAUUUUAUGCUCAAUAAAGAUAGAAGUUUUGAUCAGUUUUUUGUUGGUGGAGAUUCAAAACAUGAUCCCCGUUCUGGUCGCUAUAAAUGGUUAGACGGCCGUGAUGUGGGAAACAUAACUUGGGGAAGCGAUGAACCACAAAUUCUAAAAGAUUGCCUAACUAUUAAGAGGGAUGAAAAUGCGUAUUAUCUAACGUCGGUGUACUGCUACGAGAAACAUCAUUAUAUUUGUGAAAUGAAGAUGGGUUUUACAACAGAACCAACAGAAAUCUUGUAG